Molecule: messenger RNA, 1818 nt
Organism: Penicillium longicatenatum
Lineage: Eukaryota; Fungi; Ascomycota; Eurotiomycetes; Eurotiales; Aspergillaceae
Exons: 4
Coding region: 1-1818 (605 amino acids)
Biological process (GO): negative regulation of silent mating-type cassette heterochromatin formation; negative regulation of rDNA heterochromatin formation
Cellular component (GO): Rpd3L-Expanded complex; Rpd3L complex
Source: RefSeq, a predicted model, not a curated record
AUGACACCUCGUCGCUCCUCUCGGGCUCGCACCACACAACCCUCCCCAGCCCUCCUUCAACACACCAACUCCUCUGGCUCCUCAGUUUCUACUACUCGCGAGAGGAGCACUCGAUCAAACCAUAAAAAUAACUCUCCUCAAGGCUCCUCGGGCCAUCGAUCCCAAUCCAUCGAUGAUGGCGAAAAUGGCUCGAGGACCGACCUCCCACAAACGCGCCAGCGUCAGCGCGCCCACGACGAUGACGAGGAUCCUCCCCGCGAGGAAGAUGAAGAUGAUAUAGAAGAGGAGGAAGAGGAGGAAAUCACAAGGUGUCUGUGUGGGCAGCAGGAUUAUCCAGGCUUGCCCCCCUCUCGUCGCGAAGCUCUCGGUCGCAGCAUCGUCAAGCCAGAAUCGGCCCACCCACCUACUGAUUCGUCCGAUAUGUUGCCCGAUGAUAUUGGGAGUAUGUUCAUUCAGUGCGACACCUGCAAAGUUUGGCAACAUGGUGGCUGUGUGGGAAUCAUGGACGAGGAAAUGAGCCCCGAUGAAUAUUUUUGCGAGGAGUGCCGGAAGGACUUGCACAGAAUCCGAGGCGAAGCCAAUGGCCAGCGCUCCUCCACAUACCUGCCUGUCGUACCGGUGUCAUCGCCUGCACCUUCCUCUCGACCCGUCUCUCGGGCCUCCUCCCGAGAAACCACCUCUCGACGUUCCAGGGAUCCCAAGUCAAGAACUAGCGAGGGUGACAUGAACCCGAAGCGGCGGUCCACUAUGAACAGCCGGGAUGCCGCUUACGACGAGGAGGAACUGAUUCGGCGAGCCAUUGAGGAAAGUAAGGAAGAUACGAAGAGCCUUCCCGACGACACAUCUCUUCGGCGGGGCAAACGAAGUCGAAGUGCCAGUGAAGUAAACAGACCGGGUGCAAAGCGUCAACGAACCGCUUCGCCCUCUCCAGCUGCUGUCUCGAGCCACAUAGCAUCUCAACCUCCAUCCGAUGACGAGUCUAAGACCAAAGUCCUAGCCCUGAAUGGCACUCGGAGACAGAGAGCUACUUCUCGGAGUCAACGUGACAAAGAGCCAAGCAAGGGUGCCGAUGAGGGAGAACUGGAGGCUCCGGAGGCUCCGGAGAAUUUGGCCCGUCGAAAAGAAAGAACAAACCGUCGCAAAGGUGAAGAAUCUGAGCAUGAACCCGCAUCUCCAACCAAGGCAGCCCCACCAGCUGAACCGGAGCCGGUCCAGGCAAGCCCUAAUACACCUACUCCUCAAGAGCCGACGCCCGCUCGGCCAUCCACUCGAAAAUCAGGCCGCCCACCGGCUCGCCGAGGUCGUGUCGGGCGUAACCAAUAUACCAAGGAUCGCGAUACAAAUGGCACUGGUACUGAAUCACCCCGUCGUGGGCACUCUCUUGAUAUUGGAGGAGAAUCGCCCAGAGUCGGGUACGGUGCCAAUGGAGUACAUAUAAAUGGAGGGGACACCGGGCGGCCAAGCAAACCCCGUCACAUGCAUCCACAACGCACGACUAUGAACGAGAUGAAAAGACGUGUGGCGGCCAUCCUUGAGUUUAUUUCACGAAUGCAGGUGGAGAUGGCCGUGGCCAGCGAGAACUCUUCCUCUCCCAUUGGCAACGGUGACCAAACUCAAGGCCUCCUUUUGAAGAGCAUGGUCGAUCAGAUCGACAGCAUCAUGCCCUCGACGACCAGUGAUGGCGGCGGAUCCGCGCCCACUGACGGCGGUGACAUGGAGAAGCCCUUCAAGGACCUGAGCAGCGUGGAGAUGAUGGACGUUCUCACGCGUCACCUUCUCAAAUGGCAACAAGAGUACGGCAAGUUCGGUGAGCGGUAG